AGCCCUCUGAUGGGGUGCCCGUGAGGUCCACACCCCGGGGAGCAAGUGGCACCGUGCAAGGGGCUGCCCUGUGAGCGGGGACUCCUGCGGCUCUGCCUGACCCCUCGCCCCUGCUUAGGAACUUGAGGGCUCUCGGAGCGCCGGGCAGGCGCUGUCCCCCAGCACCAUGAGGACCCUGAACACCUCCGCCAUGGACAGGCCCGGGCUGGCGGUGGAGAGGGACUUCUCCGUCCGCAUCCUCACAGCCUGUUUCCUGUGCCUGCUCAUCCUGUCCACGCUCCUGGGGAACACUCUGGUCUGCGCCGCCGUCAUCAGGUUCCGGCACCUGCGGUCCAAGGUGACCAACUUCUUCGUCAUCUCCUUGGCCGUGUCUGACCUCCUGGUGGCUGUCUUGGUCAUGCCCUGGAAGGCGGUGGCCGAGAUCGCCGGCUUCUGGCCCUUUGGGUCCUUCUGUAACAUCUGGGUGGCCUUUGACAUCAUGUGCUCCACGGCGUCCAUCCUCAACCUCUGCGUGAUCAGCGUGGACAGGUACUGGGCCAUCUCCAGCCCCUUCCGGUACGAGAGGAAGAUGACACCCAAGGCAGCCUUCGUUCUGAUCAGCGUGGCGUGGACCUUGUCCGUGCUCAUUUCCUUCAUUCCCGUGCAGCUCAGCUGGCACAAGGCAAAACCCGCGAGCCCCUCCGACGGGAACGCCACUUCCCCGGGCGAGCCCGCGGACAACUGUGACUCCAGCCUGAGCAGGACGUAUGCCAUCUCAUCCUCUCUCAUCAGCUUUUACAUCCCCGUGGCCAUCAUGAUCGUCACCUACACCAGGAUCUACAGGAUCGCCCAGAAACAGAUACGGCGCAUCUCGGCCCUGGAGAGGGCGGCCGUCCACGCCAAGAACUGCCAGACCACGACGGGGAACGGAAACCCCGCGGAGUGCGCGCAGCCGGAGAGCUCCUUUAAGAUGUCCUUCAAAAGGGAGACCAAGGUCCUGAAGACGCUGUCGGUGAUCAUGGGCGUGUUUGUGUGCUGCUGGCUUCCCUUCUUCAUCCUGAACUGCAUGGUGCCCUUCUGCGGGUCGGGGGAGACCCAGCCCUUCUGCAUUGAUUCCAUCACCUUCGACGUGUUUGUGUGGUUUGGGUGGGCUAAUUCCUCCUUGAACCCCAUCAUUUAUGCCUUCAAUGCUGAUUUCCGGAAGGCAUUUUCAACCCUCUUGGGAUGCUACAGGCUCUGCCCGACGACCGGUAACGCCAUAGAGACGGUCAGCAUCAACAACAACGGGGCCGUGGUCUUCUCCAGCCACCACGAGCCACGAGGCUCCAUCUCCAAGGACUGCAACCUGGUGUACCUGAUCCCGCAUGCCGUGGGCUCCUCCGAGGACCCGAAGAGGCAGGAGGCAGGGGGAGUAGCCAGACCCUCGGAGAAGCUGUCCCCGGCCCUCUCUGUCAUUUUGGACUACGACACCGAUGUCUCUCUAGGAAAGAUCCAGCCCAUUACACAGAAUGGACAGCACCCCACCUGAACUCCGCGGUGAAUCCUGCCAGCCGCGCUCAUCCCCACAGCGGGAGGAGGUCUCCCCGGGGCUUGCUGUUAAGAAACUAAGGUGCGGUGAGACUCGGAGGUGUCAGGCGGG
Molecule: messenger RNA, 1618 nt
Organism: Miniopterus natalensis
Lineage: Eukaryota; Metazoa; Chordata; Mammalia; Chiroptera; Miniopteridae
Gene: DRD1
Product: dopamine receptor D1
Biological process (GO): adenylate cyclase-activating adrenergic receptor signaling pathway; positive regulation of MAPK cascade; G protein-coupled dopamine receptor signaling pathway
Cellular component (GO): plasma membrane
Molecular function (GO): G protein-coupled receptor activity; dopamine neurotransmitter receptor activity, coupled via Gs
Source: RefSeq, a predicted model, not a curated record